AAAUAAUAUAAAUAUUUGGUAAUGUCUUAUUCAUUUAAGAAUUCUUCGUGGUAAGCAAGAAAAAAAGAAUUAAAAUCAAGGCGUCAAUCACAAUCAAGAAAGUUUAAUAACAUAAAGGCUUAAGUUCAAAUUAAUAAUUCAGCAUUUAAUUGUAAAAUAAAAUAUAAACUAGAUCUUUCAAUUGAAGCACCUCCAUCCCUUAAGCCAGCUAAGAGAUAUUGCGAUGUAACUGGAUUUGAAGUAAUAAAAAAUAUAUUUUAGGCAAAAUAUAAAGAUCCAGUUACUUAACUAUAUUAUUGUGAUGCAAUUGUGUUCAAUUACAUUAGGAAUUGUCCAAAAGCGACGGCAGAGGCAUAUUUAAAUAUAAGAGGGUGCACAUAAAAAUUAAUUUCAUGAUAAAAUAUUUUGAGAUAUGAAUUUGUUUAGAUGAG
Molecule: messenger RNA, 431 nt
Organism: Paramecium sonneborni
Lineage: Eukaryota; Ciliophora; Oligohymenophorea; Peniculida; Parameciidae
Source: the annotation of a GenBank genome assembly